Messenger RNA from Xyrauchen texanus (razorback sucker), 6380 nucleotides. RefSeq names its product liprin-alpha-2-like. Bases 151 to 3453 code for a protein of 1100 amino acids. The transcript has 29 exons. Gene Ontology annotation, biological process: synapse organization. Gene Ontology annotation, cellular component: presynaptic active zone. Gene Ontology annotation, molecular function: protein binding. NCBI's taxonomy places the organism in Eukaryota, Metazoa, Chordata, Actinopteri, Cypriniformes, Catostomidae. The record is from RefSeq and is a predicted model, not a curated record.
GCCACUCUGACAAAGGAGCUGAAUGUCUGCAGAGAACAGCUGCUGGAGAAGGAGGAGGAGAUUUCAGAGUUGAAGGCCGAGAGGAACAACACCAGACUGCUGUUGGAACAUUUGGAGUGUUUGGUGUCAAGGCACGAGCGUUCCCUGCGCAUGACGGUGGUGAAGCGACAGGCUCAGUCUCCUUCAGGAGUGUCCAGUGAGGUGGAGGUCCUCAAAGCCCUCAAGUCCCUUUUUGAGCAUCACAAAGCAUUGGAUGAAAAGGUACGAGAGAGAUUGCGGGUAUCACUUGAGAGAGUCUCUGCCUUAGAGGAGGAGUUAGCCGCAGCCAAUCAGGAGAUUGUAGCCUUGAGAGAACAGAAUGCCCACAUCCAGAGGAAGGUUGCAUCAGGAGAGGGAGGUGAAGACUUGCUGGAGGGCACUGAUGCCCAGAAAGUGCAUGGCAAGAGGUUGUCUAAUGGGUCGAUGGAGUCGUGUGAUGAGGCCAGUCAGGUGGUGGAGCUGCAGGAGUUACUGGAGAAGCAGAACUAUGAGCUGGCACAGAUGAAGGAGCGCAUGUCCUCACUGUCAUCACGUGUAUCUGAGGUGGAACAGGAGCUGGAAACGGCACGCAAAGACCUCAUCAAGAGUGAAGACAUGAACAACAAGUACCAAAGAGAUAUUAAAGAGGCGAUGUGUCAAAAAGAUGACAUGGAGGAACGGAUCGUGACUCUUGAGAAGCGCUAUCUCAGUGCCCAGCGAGAGUCCACGUCGCUACAUGACAUCACAGACAAGCUGGAAAACGAACUGGCCAAUAAGGAGGCGUUCCUCAGACAGAUGGAGGAGAAGAACAGGCAGUUACAGGAGCGCUUGGAGUUAGCGGAACAGAAGCUACAGCAGACUAUGAGAAAAGCAGAGACACUGCCUGAAGUAGAGGCUGAACUAGCGCAGAGGAUAGCAGCUCUCACUAAGGCGGAGGAGCGGCACGGCAGUAUCGAAGAGCGUAUGAGACAUUUAGAAGGACAACUGGAGGAGAAGAACCAAGAACUGCUCAGGGCUCGACAGAGAGAAAAGAUGAAUGAAGAGCACAACAAGCGUCUUUCAGACACUGUGGACAGACUUCUGACUGAGUCAAAUGAACGAUUACAACUUCAUCUGAAAGAAAGGAUGGCCGCUCUUGAGGAGAAGAAUGUUUUAAUACAAGACUCUGAGAGCUACAGGAAGCAGUUGGAAGAUUCCUUUCAAGAAAAGUCUCAUCUCUCUGAGGAGAUGGAUAAAAUGAGAUCUGAACUGGAUCAGUACCGGCUGAGGGCUGGAUCCCUUACAGAGCCCACACUGUCACGGUCUCAUCUGGAUGCAUCCGGUGAUCUGCGUUUCUCUCUGGGCUCUCUGGCCGAGACACAGUCGGACCACUACCGCUCCACCAAGGUUAUCCGCAGGCCAAGGAGAGGACGCAUGGGACUUUGUAUGGAGGAACAGAAGGCUAAGUCUCUGGGCGAGCAUGAAUGGCGCUCUCAGCAGCUUGGCAUUCUGGGCAGCCACCCGUACGAAAGUGACACAGAGAUGUCAGAUAUCGAUGACGAUGACCGUGAGACCCUCUUCAGCUCGAUGGAUCUCCUGUCUCCUGGAGGACAUUCAGAUGCUCAGACUCUGGCAAUGAUGCUACAAGAACAGCUGGAUGCCAUUAAUAAAGAGAUCCGGUUGAUCCAAGAAGAGAAGGAGUCAACAGAACUGAGAGCGGAGGAAAUCGAGAACCGCGUGGCCAGUGUGAGCCUGGAGGGGCUUAACCUGGCGCGGUUGCACCAUCCUGGAGCCUCCAUCACUGCCUCAGCCACCGCCUCCUCCCUCGCCUCAUCCUCGCCUCCCAGCGGACACUCCACCCCCAAACUCACCCCCUGCAGCCCUGCACGCGACAUGGAGCGCAUGGGGGUCAUGACACUGCCCAGUGACUUGCGGAAACACAGGAGAAAGAUCGCAGCAGUGGACGAGGACGGCCGAGAGGACAAGGCCACCAUCAAAUGCGAGACCUCUCCACCUCCCACCCCUCGCCAAGUCCGCAUGACACACACGCUCCCCUCCUCACACAACGACGCACGGCUGACUGCAUUAGAGACAGAGGCCAGUGCUCUGAGCAGUGUAGCCAGCAGUCAGGACUCCCUCCACAAGCAGCCAAAGAAGAAAGGCAUCAAAUCCUCCAUCGGCAGACUGUUUGGGAAGAAGGAGAAGGCCAGACUGGGACAGCUGGGGAAAGAGCUGGUGGGUCCAGGACAAGGGAAUGUAUCUGAUCCUGAGCUUCUGGGUCAGGAUGUUGCAGUGGGAAAGCUGGGAACACAGGCAGAGAAAGAUCGCAGACUUAAAAAGAAACAUGAGUUGUUGGAAGAAGCAAGAAGAAAAGGGUUACCCUUCGCUCAGUGGGACGGUCCUACGGUUGUUGCGUGGUUGGAGCUGUGGCUGGGGAUGCCAGCAUGGUAUGUGGCAGCAUGUCGUGCCAAUGUGAAAAGCGGUGCUAUUAUGUCGGCCCUGUCGGACACUGAGAUUCAGAGAGAGAUCGGCAUCAGUAACCCGCUGCACCGCCUCAAACUACGCCUGGCCAUACAGGAGAUGGUCUCACUCACCAGCCCCUCAGCGCCCCCUACAUCUAGAACUCCGUCGGGUAAUGUGUGGGUAACCCAUGAGGAAAUGGAGACCCUUGCUGCCCCCUCCAAAACGAAGUCAGCGUCAGAAGAGGGCAGCUGGUCACAGACACUGGCAUACGGGGAUAUGAACCACGAAUGGAUUGGGAACGAGUGGCUGCCCAGUCUAGGUCUACCUCAGUACCGCAGCUACUUCAUGGAGUGUUUGGUGGAUGCACGCAUGCUGGACCAUCUCACCAAGAAAGACCUCAGGGUGCAUUUAAAAAUGGUGGACAGCUUUCACAGAACCAGUCUGCAGUACGGCAUUAUGUGUUUGAAGAAGCUCAACUAUGACAGGAAAGAUCUGGAGAGACGCAGAGAGAGCAGCCAACAUGAGAUCAGAGACGUGCUAGUGUGGACCAACGAGCGUGUGAUCCGUUGGAUUCAAGGCAUCGGUCUCCGCGAUUAUGCCAACAUCCUGUUAGAGAGCGGCGUGCACGGGGCGCUUAUCGCACUCGAUGACAACUUUGACUAUAGCAGUCUCGCCCUGUUGCUGCAGAUCCCCAACCAAAACACUCAGGCGAGACAAAUUCUGGAACGAGAGUACAACAACUUGCUGGCACUGGGAACAGAAAGACGAUUAGAUGAGUGUGAUAAGAAAGACUUCAGAGGGCCGUCAUGGAGGAGGCAGUUUCCUCCACGGGACGUUCACGGAAUCAGCAUGAUGCCCGGCUCAGCGGAGACCCUGCCUGCAGGCUUCCGUCUCACUGCCACCUCUGCACACUCACGCAGACUGCCACCCGAGGUCGGGCCAUCAGCAUUACAGCGCUUGGACAGUUCCACUGUGAGGACCUACUCUUGCUGAGAGAAGACAAAGACUUUAUGUGAAAUAUAAGCUAUGUAUUUUGAGUCAUACUUUGAAGUUGCGUGAAGGGUCACUGGGUGAAAUGAAGAAUUCUGAGAAGUCACACUGCCAAGAGAACAAGAAAAUCCCCAGAGUAUGGGGCGAGGAGGGGGGAGGUUAACGGUGUGCCAGCCCCACACCCCCUCCUCAGCACUGAACAAGCCAAGGCCACAACCCAGGCACCCCCCACAGGUGCUAACACACACUCACCCUUUCUACUUCAGCUUACAUACUAUCUAUUCUACAGGGGAUGUGUAGGUUCAUCUGUAAAUUAAUAUAAAUAAAGAUGUUUUUAUAGAUAUAAAUAUAUAUAUAUAUAUAUAUAUACACACAUGUCUGUAUAAAACGUUGAAGAAAAAAGACAAGAACAUAUUCAGAGUUUGUGAAGAUUAUGUCCCUUAACGUCAAGGUUAAAAAUGAUGCUGCUCUUCAAUCUUUUCACCUAGACCAGAGAGAUGUUUUGUACAUGCUAUUACUUUCAUUUCGAUUGUUCAUGUGUUUUGAGGCCUGUUGUGAUCUGCUGGUUGAAAGCCCCAUCCACCUCAUUCAGAUGUCACUUCAUGUUGCCGGCCAAUGAGAGCUGUACGUACCUGUCAUGUCCCACCAGUUACAUCACUCAAGCCAGAAUGGAGCUCAAAGGCUUGUCAGAUUUUAAAGUCUACAUGAAACGGCAUUUUCAACCAAUUGAACGUCCGAGUGAAACAGGAUAUUCAGUAAGAAAAUUAAGUAGGAUGGGAACUGGUUUGAUUUGAUUGAUUGGAUCAUAAAAGGUUUGCACUCCAUACUAGAAAGGAGCCAGACGUGAAUACCAGUUUGCAGUGGAUUGCACACCCACUUUUUGAGGUUUUUGGACCGGGACAUAGAGACUGAAGGUCUUCCCAAUGGUAGUCUUGUUUCACAUCUAUCAUUAUUUGCCAUUAUUGCCAUAACUUAUAUUAUGUUAACACAAAAAUGGCGUUAAAUUACCGUGUUAACUAGUGGAAAGUUUUCAGAAAAGCAAAACAAUGCUUAAAAUGCUACAACUGUUAGUGAUUUACUGAUAACUACCAAAUAUCAGCUUAUUUUUUAAUAAUCUGACAAUGCAAGAAAACCACGUUGGAAAUUGCUAGGUUAUUCUCUGCUUUUGACGUUAAAAUGUAAAUAGGGUUGUGUACAACAUUUGCACACAUUGUAUUUGGCGGAAAGAACGUCAGUAGGUGUUUAAAUGUAACAGAAAUCUGGAUACUGGCCAAAAAUCAGUUUGGCAUUCGGUUUGAACCAUUUUGACCUUGCCCCGAUAAAGGAAACCAUUUCAUAUGACCUUACAUGUUGUCCGCUUAUUAAGCAUAAUUAGUCAAAUACUGUCAAUGUAAAAACUUUCAAUGUUUCAAUAGCUAAAACAGCAAGUUUGUCUACAUGUACACCAAUAUGCUGUUAGUGACCAAAAAGCUGCUUAUUUAAAAUCGUACGCAAGAAAACCAUGUUUACAUGCAAUUUGAUAUCAUCGGGUUAUUCUUUGCUUUUGACUUUAAAAUGUAACGAGCACAGGCAUAAAGCGAUAAUUUUAAUAAAAAUAUGGAAAAUUACAAAGCAAUGAUGAGUCCGUGAAGCCAAUAUUACUACAGUGUAAACCUUUUGAAUGUGUAAUUUUAAGUUCAGAUCGGAUGGCCACUUUCUUGACUCCAUUUGCAUAUGGUGGUUUAAGUACUUCAUAGAGUAUACAUUUAUUCAGAAUAUUUCUGCACACAGACAGAUUACACACAAAAAAUAUUUAAAAAAAUUUGCCAACAUAUUCAGCUUCAUAUGGUGAGAAAAAAUAAAUAAUAUAUCAACAAUUGAAUCAAAUAAUAAUAUAAUAAUUAUUAUUUUAAUAAAAGUAAUAUUAUUGUUAUUAUUAUAUUUAAAUAGGCCUGUCUGAGGCAUACUUUAUAUACAGAAGCUAUAGCUAAACAUAAGAGUUACAUUAUAAAAUUAGUUUUGACGUACUUCUGGUUUAAACCCCGCCCACAUCUGGUUGUAUCCUAAUACGGAUACAGUUACAGAUCAUUUUGUCAUAGUUACAGAUACAGAUAAUGGCUUUGCUGCACACCCAUAGUUAUGACCUUACCGUGAUACAGGAACGGCAUCUUACAUGACUUUAAACGUGCACUCAGUGCCAAAGAUUUGGCUGUUUCUUAACAUUAUUUUUGCCACCCUGCGCAGCCUAAACUUAAACGAAAGCUUAAACGAAAAGUAAUUUGAGGGGAAAUUAUGAAAUAUUUCAAUAAAGUAAAUGUUGAUUUCAUGUUGACUUUAAAGCAUCUCAUCAUGGAUGUUAAUGUUUGGCAAGAAUGAAUGCAUAACACUAACCAUUUAUGGAUCAAAUUGUCAUCUGUCAUGGGCAAAACAAAAUGUCCCAGAAAAGCAGAGCGUGCCACUAUGAAAUGUACUACUCGCAUCACUUAGCAAACACUCUGCAUGACGGCACACCUGCUGUCAUUCACUGAACACCUGACCACUUACCAACCAAUCAGCUGGCCUCAUUCAAGAGGGUCCAACCCACUCAAUGUUAUUUCUCAUAGGCGAAAUAACUAAAAGACAGGCUUAGCUCAUAGUGAACAUAGUGUAUAUCAACUUGUUGAAGUCCAGAUUACAAUUUUUAAAAGGCAAACCUUUUGCUUGCUGUGACUUUGGUGUAAAACUGUUUUAAAACUCUGUUUCUGUUGAGGUUUCAGGGGAAAACUGUUGUACAGCCAUUGACUUCCUGUCUUUGAGUUAUUUCUGACACAAAAACUGUUUAUAUAUCCCUGUUUUGCACGCAAAGAUCAUCUUUUUAUUUUGUGUCCAUUUUUUUAUUUAUUACUGAUUGUAUUUUGGUCAAAACUAUGUGGUGAUCAAAAAACUUGUCAUUGUCAAUAAAAAGUACUGUC